UGAAAGCGAAUGAAGAGUUCAGGAUUCGCUAAAACUACUGUGAAAAAUCACUUCUCAACAAAGUCCAACCUGGCAACGUGUUUCAACAGAUACUUGGACAAAUCCAAUGUCUCUUCCUGGAACUCAAUCAUCGCCGAGUUAGCUCGCGGUGGCGACUCUACCGAAGCUCUCAGAGCCUUCUAUUCAAUGCGCAAACUUUCUCUUAAACCUAACCGAUCCACUUUCCCUUGCGCAAUCAAGGCUUGCUCUGCUUUGCUCGAUCUUUACUCCGGAAAACAAACCCAUCAACAAGCUUUAAUCUUCGGCUAUGACACUGACCUCUUUGUAUCAUCAGCUCUCAUCGACAUGUACUCAAAAUGUGGCCAACUGAGAGAUGCCCGUAUCCUGUUUGAUCAAAUUCCUCAACCAAAUAUAGUAUCUUGGACUUCUAUGAUUGCAGGAUAUGUCCAGAACAAUAAUCCCCUCCAAGCUUUAUUGCUUUUCAAGGAAUUGUUGAUUCAGGAAAGUGAAAAUGAUGGAGAUGCUGCAAAUGAACCCAUUUUCAUUGAUUCAGUAGCUAUUGUUUCCGUCCUUUCCGCUUGUUCUCUUGUUCCCAUAAAAGGAGCAAGUGAAGGCGUUCAUGGAAUGGUUAUAAAGAAGGGAUUUGAUGGAGAUGUGGCUGUUGAAAACACAUUGCUUGAUGCAUAUGCUAAAAGGGGCGAUGUGGCUGUAUCUAGGAAAGUGUUUGAUGCAAUGGUCGAGAAGGAUGCUGUUUCUUGGAACUCUAUGAUUUCUGUUUAUGCACAAAAUGGGAUGUCUAACGAGGCUUUGGAGGUUUUCUAUGAAAUGGUAAGGGAUGAUAAUGUCAGUUACAGUAUCAUUACCCUUUCUUCUGUGCUUUUAGCUUGUGCUCAUUCAGGUGCUCUGCAAGCCGGAAAGUGUAUACAUGACCAGGUUAUAAAGAUGGAUUUGGAGAGUAAUGUGAUUGUCGGAACUUGCAUCAUAGACAUGUAUUGCAAAUGCGGAAGAGUUGAAAUGGCAAGGAAGGCAUUUAAUUGCAUGAAAGAGAAGAAUGUCAGGUCAUGGACUGCCUUGAUCACUGGUUACGGAAUGCAUGGUCGUGCCAAAGAAGCUUUAGAUGUCUUUUAUGAGAUGAUAAGAAAUGAGGUUAGACCAAAUUACAUAACUUUUGUGUCAGUUCUUGCCGCUUGUAGCCAUGCUGGUCUGGUGCAAGAGGGCUGGAAUUGUUUUAAUGCAAUGAAGGAGGAAUUCAAAGUAGAACCUGGGUUGGAACACUAUAGUUGCAUGGUUGAUCUUCUGGGGCGAGCCGGAUAUCUCAACCAUGCUUACAACUUGAUCAAGGAGAUGAAGGUAACACCUGAUUUUGUAAUCUGGGGUUCACUUCUUGCGGCUUGUAGGAUGCACAAGAAUGUGGAGCUUGCCGAGAUUUCUGCCAAUAAGUUGUUUGAAUUAGACUCAAAUAAUUGCGGGUACUAUGUCUUACUUUCUAACAUAUAUGCCGAUGCUGGAAGAUGGGAAGAUGUAGAGAGAAUGAGACUUCUUAUAAAGGAUCGCGGACUAGUUAAAUCACCUGGAUUCAGCUUGGUUGAACUGAAAGGCAAGGUCCAUGUUUUCUUGGUUGGGGAUAAAGAGCAUCCUCAACAUGAGAAAAUAUACAAGCAUCUGGAAGAGCUAAAUGUGAAGCUGCAAGGAGUUGGAUACAUACCCAAAUUGACAUCAGCUCUUUAUGAUGUGGAUGAGGAAGAGAAAGGGUUGACGUUGCGGGUUCAUAGUGAGAAGUUGGCAGUUGUGUUUGCAAUAAUGCAUACGGCUCCUGGUGCAACAAUCCAUGUUAUUAAGAAUCUUAGAAUUUGUGGGGAUUGUCAUACCUUCAUUAGUUUGAUCUCAAAGAUUGUUGAUCGGGAAAUCGUUAUAAGAGAUUCAAAGCGGUUUCACCAUUUUAAGGAUGGGUCAUGUUCUUGCGGAGAUUAUUGGUGACAUGUAUGAUUUGUUGAUAUCAAGAGAAGUUUCAAGGUUAGAAUAAGAUGUAAACUGUGAGGUUCAGGUACCUUUUGUCACGGAUUGACGAGGAAUUCGAGAAAGAAUGCCGACUGUUGAAAAGAUUAAAUGGCCGAUGGAUUGGUCAUAUGGAACCGAAAGAAGAGUAGGUAUUUAUUUUUUGGUAAACUAUCUUGGAGAC
Messenger RNA from Hibiscus syriacus, 2179 nucleotides. Its product is annotated as pentatricopeptide repeat-containing protein At3g26782, mitochondrial. NCBI's taxonomy places the organism in Eukaryota, Viridiplantae, Streptophyta, Magnoliopsida, Malvales, Malvaceae. Gene Ontology annotation, molecular function: RNA binding; protein binding; zinc ion binding. The transcript is spliced from 2 exons. The record is from RefSeq and is a predicted model, not a curated record. Gene Ontology annotation, biological process: RNA modification. The coding region runs from base 10 to 1977 and encodes 655 amino acids.